AUGAUAAUAGUUUUAAAUCAUUUUACUUUAUCUCCAGUUGGCUCGGGAUCGGCAGGAGCAGUGUUGGCUAACCGUCUGUCAGCAGAUCCUAACACUAAAGUGUUAGUUCUAGAAGCUGGUGGUGACGAUCAGCAAUCAGAUGGGCACAUGUUAAAAGUUCCAAUGGCAUGGCCGAUGCUUGUUGGUACGCAAUAUGAUUGGAAAUACCCAAUGAAGAGACAGAAGCACGCUACGAGAUCCAUAGUAAACCAGGCAUUUCCUAUGGCUACUGGAAAAGUUUUGGGUGGAAGCAGUCAAACCAACGCCAAUGUGUAUGUACGUGGUAAUCGAAAGGAUUAUAAUGGAUGGGCACAGGGUGGUUGUGAGGGUUGGAGCUAUGCAGAGGUUCUACCUUACUUUAUGAGAUCUGAGCACAAAACGGAUACAUCACACGUAGAUAAAGAAUACCACAACACAACUGGAUCUUUAAUGGUCUCAGAAUCGCAAGAUGACGAGUUUAUCAAGUUUGUUCUGAGAUUAGGAAAAGAAAUGGGUUUACCAGAAACGGAUUAUAAUGGAAAAUCCCAAGAAGGUUUUUCGAGGGUCCAAUCAACUAUUAACAAUGGAGAGAGAUUCAGUACUGCUGCAGCGUUUCUAUGGCCUGCUAUAACCAGACCUAACCUCCACGUUCUUACUCACGCUCUGGUUACAAAGGUGAGAGUAAUACUAAGGAAGCAUAAAGCAGUUGGAGUUGAAUUUCAUCAUAAUGGUGAACUUAAAGAGGUUUAUGUUAAGAAAGAAGUCAUAUUGUCGGCAGGAGCUAUUGGUUCACCUAAAAUUCUACUUCUGUCCGGUAUUGGCCCUAAAGAUCAUCUUAAAACACAUGGGAUUAACCUUGUUAAAGAUUUACCAGUUGGAAACAAUCUUCACGACCAUAUGAGUCUGUAUGUACCAUUUAGAUCUAAGAAAGUAUUUAACACCAUGGACAAAGUGAAAUCUGUUUUAACUUUAUUACAAUAUAUUACCAUGAAAACUGGCAAAUUGAGUGAAUGUUUACAAGGAAUUGGUUUUCUAUCUACCAAGACGAGUGAACCAGAUUAUCCUGAUGUCCAGUUUCAUAUAUCAAAUUUUGUGGUUGACGAAGUUGCAUUAAACUUUACAAAUGAGGUAACCAAUUUUGCAGAGUAUUUUAACCAGAUGACCCAAAAAGAUAAAGUCGGAUUUACGUUUUGGGCUGUAUUAGCGCGACCCAAGAGUAGAGGAACCCUUCGUUUAAACAGCAGUGAUGUCAUGGACUAUCCAAUAAUAGAUCCCAAUUAUUUAUCAAAUAAGCUCGAUGUGGAGACUUAUAUUAGAGGCAUAAGAUUCCUUCAAAAAAUACCCAAAACAGAGGCAGGGAAAGAAAUUGGAGCUGAACUGAUACUUCGACCUUUACCAAUGUGUACCAAAGAUAAUACAUAUGAUACCGACGAUUAUUGGGAAUGUUUUCUAAGACAUUUCGCAUACACAGUUUACCAUCCAGUAGGAACAUGUAAAAUGGGCAGUAAAACUGAUACUACGGCGGUUGUGGACCCACAGCUUCGUGUGAAAGGUAUAGAGGGAUUACGUGUAGUGGAUGCUUCCAUCAUACCCAAUAUAACCACUGGUAAUACACAUGCUCCAACUGUCAUGAUUGGUGAAAAAGCUGCUGACAUGAUAUUGGGAUUGAAACCUCCUACACCCCUUGUACAUUUAUAA
This is a messenger RNA of Lottia gigantea (owl limpet), 1716 nucleotides long. RefSeq lists its product as hypothetical. Gene Ontology annotation, molecular function: flavin adenine dinucleotide binding; oxidoreductase activity, acting on CH-OH group of donors. The transcript is spliced from 10 exons. The record is from RefSeq and is a predicted model, not a curated record. NCBI's taxonomy places the organism in Eukaryota, Metazoa, Mollusca, Gastropoda, Lottiidae. The coding region runs from base 1 to 1716 and encodes 571 amino acids.